Molecule: messenger RNA, 936 nt
Organism: Adineta steineri
Lineage: Eukaryota; Metazoa; Rotifera; Eurotatoria; Adinetida; Adinetidae
Source: the annotation of a GenBank genome assembly
AUGGAGUCAAUAGUUACUCAAACACGUUUAUUUCAAUAUGCUAAAAAAGAAACAACACCUUAUCGUUUAUUUAUUCAAAAAUGUAAAUAUGAUUGGGCAUUAGUUUUUUCUGGUAUGUUAGCAUUUAAUUUAUUAAUUGCACUUUUACCAAUGGCUAUAACAUUAUUUGGUAUAUCUGGUCUAGUACUUGAUAAUCAUCCUGAAUUACGAAAUCGUAUACGACAAAAACUUAUUAAUGCAUUUCCACCAAUGGCAAAAGAUGGUGUACGUACUAUAAUACAAAUGGCAUUUAAACGAUUACAUAAGGAUGCUGGAAUUAUUUUAGCAUUUGGUAUAUUAUUUGGUAUUAUUGGUAGUUCAAGAUUAUUUAUUUCUAUUGAUAGAACUUUAACAAUAAUUUAUCGUGUUGAAGAACGUAAUUUUGUUAGAAAAUAUGUUUUAGGCAUCGGAAUGCUUGUUCUUUUUCUUGUUCUUAUUCCAAUAAUGAUAUUUGCAUCAUCAGCUCCUUCAAUACUUCUUAAUUUUAUACCAAAUACUGGUGGACGUUUUGUUACAUAUAUUGUAGGACUUGUUACAAGUUUAUGUGUUUCAUUUAUUUUAUUUGAAAUUAUAUAUUUACUAGUACCAAAUAGAAAAAUAACAUUUAAAAAUACCUGGUGUGGAGCCAUAUUUUCUGCUGGAUGUUUAGAAAUCUUUAUGUUACUUUUUCCACUUUAUAUUAAAAAAUUUAUGUCAAGUUAUACAGGUCAAAUUGGAUUUGCAAUUAUUUUACUAUUAUUUCUUUUCUAUGCAGCAGUGAUAUUUAUAAUAGGUGCACAAAUAAAUGCUUUCUUUUUCGAACAUAUUCAACCAUUACCUGUAUCACUUGGUUCAUUUGUUAGUACACUUGCUCAUGAAUAUCAUGAACGAGAAGCUAGAGAACCAUUAAACAUUUAA